GGUGUUUCUAAUGUCAAACUGGGGGGUCAAUGAGUGGGAGCGUCAAAUCUGAAAUUGUCUUUUAGACUUUUCAUUCUCUACCUAUGGUCCCCUCCUCCCUCCCUCCCUCCCUCCCUCUCUCUCUCUCUCUCUCCGUGUGAAAGCUUUGGGGGGUUAGGUUUUUUCUGGGAAGGAGCUUCGAUGUUCAAUCCCUAGAUUCGAUAUCAAUCUUGGGUGAUUCUCCCGUGACGUGAGUUCAGCAGCUGGCCGCUUUCUGUUUAUUGAAUCAUGAAGAGGCUGAGAUCAACCGAUGAUCUUGAUUCUUACGGAGACAAGAGCUCGAAUCGCUCUUCUUCUUCUUCCCACCGCAGCUUCUACUACAGCAAACCCAGUGAAGCUCCGCACAAAGGGUUGCCUACUUCCUCGUCGUCGAGAUACGACAGGGAUCGUCCAGUAGAUGAGGAUGGCCGCGACAGCUCGAGGUCAUUGCGGAAGCGAUCUGAUCAUGAUUUGGAGAGCUUUGAUCGGAGAAAAGGGCCAGGGUUUGAUAGGUACAGUGAAAGGAAGGGCUACGGUGGUGAUUUUGCCGAAAGAGAUGGUUACAGUGGAUAUCGGGGCUUGAUUCACCGGUCUGAGAGCUUUUCAGGCUCCAAGAGGGAGUUUCCGAAGGGGUAUAGAUCCCAACGGGACCGGUCACGGCACGAGGGGAGUGCAUCAACAUCUUCAUGGCAGAGGAUCGGGAACAUGGGCAAAGAUUUUGACGAGAUUAGAGGAGUCAGAGGCAGUUUUAUGGAGGACAGGGAGAGGAAGGGAUUGAGGGAGGUGAGAUCCCCGAGUAGGUCUAAAGAUUCGGGGAGUGAGCAGUCAAAAAAGGGUUUCAGGGAUGGGAAAGCGAGGGAGUCAGAUAAGGAGAAGUCGCCCAGUAUGUCAAGAGGAGAUUCGGGGAAUGAACUGCUAUCAAAAUCUAGGUCUCCAUCAAAUAGAUUUAUUGAUAGGAGAGUUAAAGAGAAGGAGAGAUCGCCGAGCUGUUCGAGCGAGCGAUCUAGGAGCGUCGAAGCUAAGAAAAACGAGGAUGUUCAAGUCGAGUGUGGCAGCACCAGUGAAAUGGAGGAAGGAGAGCUUGAACCAGAAACCAAAUUAGGACCUGAUCCGGUCGCUGAAGCUGGGAGAGGGAAUGGAAUGGCAAGCCUUCGGAGAGAUGAGCAGAAGGCAGAUGAGGACUUGCCAGAUCAAUCAAAGAGUACGGGGAGCAGCACCCCAAGUGGCAGCAGCUGUGGUAGUGGAGAUGAAGAUGACAGUGAGGUCGGUAAGCAAGAAGAGACGGUUAAGCCUGUGGAUAAAGAGAGCGCUAAAGGAUGUGAACAAGAAGUGAAUGGGCAUCCAGCUGUAGAGGUGCAAACGGGGAUGGAAGUGGUACGGGAAUAUAAUCAAGAAAAUGCUAUCGAUCCUGAAGCCAAGACAGGGGAUGUGGCUGUUAUGGAUUCGAGUAAGGGAGUUCGAGAAGAGAGGGCGGUGCCCGAGGGAAGUUCGAGGCUGCCAAGAGAAGGCUCAACUCUUGAUUUCAUGGACAAGGGCAAGAGUAUUGCUGUUGCAGUGACUGAUUAUAUGGAAUCUGUGGAAAUUAGCGCUUCUAUCAAAGAUGAGUCUAGGGAUGAGACCCUAAACAAGGAAAUCUGUUUGGAAGGGCCAAGUGCUAGGGGCUUUGAGCUGUUUUCUAGCUCUCCUGUUAGAAAACCAGAGAAAUCAGAUCAGUCGGGUUUCAAUAAACUGAAGGAGGAGAAGCGGCUUUUGGAGCCCCUUGAUCUCUCUCUCAGCUUACCUAACGUUCUUUUGCCCAUUGGUGCUCCAGAGACAUCUGCGCCUGCUUCACCCAGUCAAGGAAGAAGCGUCCAGUCCUGGUCCACCUUUCGCACUAAUUCUGAUGCCUUUACCAUGUCCAUGUCCUUUUCCGGUUCACAAUCCUUUUUCCAUAACCCAAGUUGUUCUCUGACUCAGAAUGAAAUGGACUUCGAGAAAUCUGUUGGUAGCCGUCCAAUAUUUGGCGGGGUUGAUUGGGAGGGCCUGGCACAGAACGAGUCCAAGCAUAAAGAAGUUCCCCAGUAUCCAAGAAUGCAUGGUCAGAAUCAGAAUGGAUCUGUUCACGCUCCACAAGGAGAGCACAUAGGUUCCAACGGUCAGCUAAUGCAUGGUCAGAAUCAGAAUGUAAGGGCAUCAGAAGGAAGCUCCAAAAUGCAUAAGGGCCUCGAGAGGCAACUGAUCUUUCAGAAACAGAUCCCAGGACAGUCAAAGAUCCACGAUGAGGCCAAGUCUCCUGCACAGAGUGUUGGGUCUCAUGAAAUAGGGUCAAGCUACAGCUUUGAGAGGAAGCGGGCAAUGAUAAGGGACAAGAAUGUUGGUGGCUUACAUCGGACUGCUAGUCUGAAGGAGGGGGAGCAAAUAUGGUUUGGUGGGGUUGAAUUCUUCGAGGCAAUUAUUGAGAAGAUAAUCACUGAACCAAUAUCUGAGAUGGCUCGGAAAUUUCACGAAAUGAGAGGAGAUGUUGUGGCAAGUAUGAAGGACCGCGCUCGCGAGAUCAUGCUAAAUCCCGAUAAGCAUGGCCAGCUGCUGGCAUUUCAGAAAGCUCUUCAGAAUCGUUCAGAUAUAACCUUGGAAGCCCUGCUAAAUUGUAACCGGACUCAGCUGGAAAUCCUGGUUGCUAUGAGAACUGGGUUGUCUGAUUUUCUUCAGCCAUCUAGUGGGAUUUCGUCAUCUGAUCUGGCCGAGGUUUUCCUCAAUUUGAAGUGCAGAAAUCUGGCUUGUCGGAGUGCGCUGCCUGUGAAUGAAUGCGACUGCAAGGUUUGUGGUCCGAGGAAUGGAUUUUGCAGCGAUUGUAUGUGUCUCGUGUGUUCCAAGUUUGACUUGGCUUCGAAUACAUGUAAAUGGGUUGGAUGCGAUGUCUGUCUCCAUUGGUGCCAUGUGGACUGUGCGCUGAGAGAAUCAUACAUUAGAAAUGGACAGAGUGCUACCAGUGCUCAAGGAGCCACGGAGAUGCAAUUCCAUUGUGUUGCUUGUGAUCAUCCUUCUGAGAUGUUUGGCUUUGUUAAGGAAGUUUUCCAAAACUUUGCUCGGGAAUGGACUGCUGAGAAUCUGUACAGGGAACUGGAAUAUGUCAAGCGGAUUUUCCAUGGCAGCAAGGAUAUAAGAGGGAGGCGACUGUAUGAAAUUGCUGAUCAGUUACUGCCAAGAUUGGGAAGUAAGGCUAACCUGGCUGAGAUAUAUAGCUACAUUAUGAGCUUUUUGAAUGAUGGUGAUUCUUCCAAGUUUGGGAACACUGUGCCUUCGGGCUCUGAGCAAGGAAGAGGUGGCAAUGGAGUUCUUGGAGCUAAGCAGGAUAUGGUAUGGGUUAAAUCCGUUUAUUCGGAGAAAGCUCCUCUUCAGAUGGAGCAUGGUAACACCUUGCUUCCGAGCUCCAACCUUGACAGGAAUGAGAAGCUUACCUCAGCUUCAGAUUUACAGAGGAGCUCUCAGAAGCCAGUUUUUGACGAACUGGACAGCAUUAUCAAAAUCAAACGAGCAGAGGCCAGUAUGUUCCAAUCACGUGCUGAUGAUGCAAGAAGAGAAGCCGAGGGCCUCAAACGUAUCGCGAUGGCCAAAAAUGAGAAGAUUGAAGAGGAGUAUGCAGCCCGCAUCGCUAAAUUACGGAUCGCGGAGGCUGAAGAAGACCGUAAACAGAAGUUUGAAGAGCUUCAGGCUUUAGAGAGGGCUCAUCGGGAUUACUUUAAUAUGAAGCUGAGGAUGGAAGCAGAUAUUAAAGAUCUCUUGCUGAAGAUGGAAUCAACAAAACGAAAUCUUGCCAUUUGAUUUUUCAUUGAUACUUUCUCAGGUAGUCUUACAAUGAACCCGGAGUAUGAUGAUGUAAUUCUAUGUUCCAGCUUGGUGAUUCUUGCUAUGUAGGUGUUGUCAUCUCUUUUAGCUUUCGGUUUUCGUUUUCGUUUUCAUUUUCGCAACUGAUCAGAAUCUGUACAGGGACUCCUCCUGCCCCUCAAAUUUCUAUAGAAUAGUUUCCCUGUGUUGAGUCAGUAUUAUGAUGGAUUGAAUGUAAGAUCUCAGUGUCUUCGCAGCUGUUGAUGUUCCUUCUUA
This is a messenger RNA of Punica granatum (pomegranate), 4098 nucleotides long. The record is from RefSeq and is a predicted model, not a curated record. Lineage: Eukaryota; Viridiplantae; Streptophyta; Magnoliopsida; Myrtales; Lythraceae.